This is a messenger RNA of Talaromyces rugulosus, 1008 nucleotides long. RefSeq lists its product as uncharacterized. NCBI's taxonomy places the organism in Eukaryota, Fungi, Ascomycota, Eurotiomycetes, Eurotiales, Trichocomaceae. The coding region runs from base 1 to 1008 and encodes 335 amino acids. The record is from RefSeq and is a predicted model, not a curated record. Gene Ontology annotation, molecular function: iron ion transmembrane transporter activity; manganese ion transmembrane transporter activity. The transcript is spliced from 3 exons. Gene Ontology annotation, cellular component: fungal-type vacuole membrane. Gene Ontology annotation, biological process: intracellular manganese ion homeostasis.
AUGGCGUUGCUGUUCCUCAAGCAGAAGCUUUUCCCAACUUGGUGCAACGGAAACCAGCGUUCUUCCCCCAGGGAUCGCUAUCUGAAGAAAAACUGCUCUCCGUCUUCUGAUCUGAGACGCCCAUUGCUACCAGACUCGGACAACCUCGACGGCUCGACUGUUGAUGGUGGGAGUGACCGGGACGUCGAGGCACAAAUGACAUCCCCGUACAGCACAUUUGCCUCUGGCCCUCCAGAUGAUGACGACGAAACAGCCUCUAGCAGCUCCGGCACUAGCACGCGUUCUCGAGUCGAUCCACGGCUGAUAUCUGAUGCCAUCCUGGGUCUUUCGGAUGGCUUGACUGUCCCCUUUGCGCUGAGUGCCGGUCUUUCUGCCAUUGGGGAUACCAAAGUUGUCGUCAUUGGAGGGCUGGCUGAAUUGACAGCCGGUGCCAUCUCCAUGGGACUUGGCGGUUAUGUUGGUGCAAAGAGUGAAGCUGAAUCCUACAACGCCACCGUUCGGGAAGUCAAUGAUCUCAUCGGCCGCCCGGACGAAACGCGCUCAAUCAUCCAGUCGACAUUCGCAGCAUAUAAUCUUCCUCCGCAUGCUGUCUACGAAAUCGUGGAAACACUGCAGGCAGACCCAGACCGACUCCGCGACUUUCUCCUCACUUUCCACCACCAAGAGACCGAGCCCGGCUGCAAUCAGGCAUAUGUGUCGGCGCUGACUCUUGCUCUGGGCUAUUUCAUUGGAGGCUUUGUCCCCUUGGUUCCGUAUUUCAUUGUCAGUGAGGUUCUUGUCGCCUUUUACUACAGUAUCGCCGUCAUGGCCGUCACGCUCUUCGUUUUUGGAUAUGUGAAGACCUGUGUUGUCAGAGGCUGGAAUGGCAGUGCCAAUAUCCAAGCUGGCAUCAUGGGCGGUCUUCAAAUGUGCGUUGUCGGCGGUCUGGCUGCUGGUGCCGCUGUUGCUUUGGUGAAAUUGAUCAACGGCGAUGAUCAAUCUGCAAACCCGAAGGUCAAAGCCGAGUAG